This is a messenger RNA of Prorocentrum cordatum, 1512 nucleotides long. The record is from the annotation of a GenBank genome assembly. Lineage: Eukaryota; Dinophyceae; Prorocentrales; Prorocentraceae.
AUGGCAUCAAAUGGUUGUCUCCGCGCUCGUGGCAUCGAAGAGGCUGACGUGGUUGCGAUCUUAAUGCCGAAUGGCCCGGAGAUUGCUCUGGUGUUGUUGUGCUGCAUGAGCCAGUGCGUUGCGGCCCCUUUGGAUCCGUCCACCGGAGAGGACGAUCUGUCGGACGCAAUGGUACAGCUGACUGCAAGGCACGCAAUUUGGCUCCAGCAGCACAAAAUAUACAGCAACACAAUCGAGGUUGCUUGUCGGAAGGCGGGAUGCAGACCUCAACCGAUCGUCCGAGCUGGCACUCUAGCGGGACACUUCUCGUGGGCCGAAACUGUCCAGCGCACAUUGUCGGGAGGGUUGCCAGGCCCUGCUGCUGACAUGGACGAUACCGCACUGGUCCUGCGCACCUCGGGCACCACAUCAAAACCCAAGGUCGUACCCCUGACCCGCCGUGGCCUUUUCACAGGCGCCACGUGCAUAGCGCAUGGCCUCGGGCUGAAGACUUCGGACUGCUGCCUGAACGUCAUGCCACUCACCCACAUAGGCGGGAUAUCGUGCUCCCUGCUCUCUACGCUGUUGACCGGCGGCCUCGUGUACUGCGCGCCGCGCUUCGACCCGGGCAGCUUCCUUGAACUAUGCGAGUCGUUGCGGCCGCAGCCCACGUGGUAUUACGCGGCUCCCACGAUACACAAGGCAAUCGCUCUGCAUUGCAAGCGCCUCCCAGAGCCCCCGAAGCACAGUCUCCGAUUGGCGCGGAGCGGAGCCGCCAACUUGGCCGACGCCGAUGCCAAGGAGUUGCGGGAGCAGCUGGGAGGCUGCAUUGUAUUGCCGACGUAUUCAAUGAGCGAGUGCAUGCCCGUCGCUCAGCCACCGGAAGGAUACAAUUUAGAGAAGACAGGGUCUGUUGGUGUUCCUAUCGCCUCGUCGCUUCGUAUCGCCGACUCUGCUGGUGUUGCACUUGCUUACGGUCACGAUGGCGAGGUUUGUAUCCGGGGGCCCGUCGUGAUGCGCGGCUACAAGGAGAACGCGAAGGCUAACGCAGACAGUUUUUUCAAAGACGCCGAUGACGGUGAGAGCUGGUUCCGCACGGGCGACGUGGGCCACCUGGACGACAAAGGUUUCUUGUUCCUCACGGGCCGCUGCAAGGAGCUCAUCAAGCGGGGCGGGGAGCAGGUGAGCCCAUACGAGGUCGAGGAAGUGUUGCUCGCCCACCCAUGCGUGGAGAUCGCCGUUGUCUUCGCGGUCCCGAACGCUUUCUGGGGCGAGGAGGUGGCCGCGGCGAUCGUCUUGAAGCCUGGCGUUCAGCAGACGGAGCAACGGGACCCCGAUAUUGAGUCAGCAUUGAUGGUGGCGGACGGCGUGUCUAGGACUCAGCCAAGGACUCUCGCAAGGAGUCUGUCAAAGAGGCUUGCGGAUGAAGUUGCCUUUGGCCUGAUUGGAGGGCGCUCCGAAGCUUUGCGGUCGCUUCGUGUUUCUCAAGAGGGUAUCAUAGGUCGGCGGAUUUUGCUGCAGAGCGGCUGGUAG